UAACUUUGCAGUUACCUUUUCACCAGGAUUACAAACGGUUUCAAUGAUCGUAUUAAAAUCUGUAUUGUAUCGUUUAUGACAAAUCAUUUAGCAAAAACAUGAAAACUGCUUUUUACUUUUCAGUGAUCUAAAACAUAAAUAAAAUGUCUGUUCUCUAAUCAUUAUGUGGAUAUAUGUGUUGUUGAACUAACUAAUAUUUCAUACUUUUUUGUUUUUCUUCCUAAUUCGUUAUUCGUAAUGAUCUAAUCGAAACCUUUUAAAGGAUUUUGACACUGUUUCCACUCUACAAUUGAGAGUUUGUUAUCUGUAUAGGACUUUUCAAAAAAUCUAAUUGGUUACAAUUGUCUUCUCUGAGAUAAAAAAAAUUCGUUUAAAUAUAUUAUAGCUACGUACCACCAACAUAUGACCAAGCUAUCAGUGGAUUAUAAUUAUUGAAUAAUAAAAAAUUACAUUAGUAAAGUCGAAGGCAAAAAAUUGUAUUAAUGGCAAAAUUUGCGUAAGUAAGCACUCGUUGUACCAUAUUAUUAGAUAACCAUUAAAAGACAAACAAAACACUCAAUAGAUAGCGAACAUCUUUAAUAAGAAGUGCAGGUUGUUUCACUGUCAGUAGUUUCGUUAUCAACAUGGAAUUUUAUCGCUUUAUAGCGUUCACAUGCAUCUUAGCGUUGGCCUAUUCAAAAAGUGUAGAUAAUAAUUAUGAAAAUGAGAAAGAAGAUUUAGAAAAUUAUAUACAAAAUAAGAAGAAUGAAAUUAAUCACAGAUUCAGACCUCUCUACCACGUCGCACCUCCAGUCGGCUGGAUGAAUGACCCCAAUGGAUUUUCAUAUCACAACGGAGAGUUUCACCUUUUCUAUCAAUUCUAUCCAUAUAAAAGCGAGUGGGGCCCUAUGCAUUGGGGACAUGUUAUCAGUUCUGAUCUUGUUCACUGGAAACAAAUGCCAACAGCUCUUCUACCGGGAACAGAACAAUGUUUCUCUGGUAGUGCUAUAAGCCAAGGGGAUGUUUUGACAUUAAUUUACACUGGUCGCAGAUCCAUUGAUGAGCAGCCUUAUUUCAACGAAAGCCAGUACCUCGCGUUUAGUGAUGAUGCUGUAAAUUUUUAUAAAUAUGAAGGAAAUCCGGUAAUUCCCAAUGCACCAAAUAACGCUCCCGAUUUUCGCGAUCCUAAAGUUUGGAAAUACGGAGAUGAAUAUUACGUAAUCAUCGGUAGUAAGACUUCAGAUGAAAGAGGAAGGGUUCUUUUGUACAAGUCUAAAGAUAUGUUUGAUUGGGAGUUUUUAACUGUAUUAGGCGAAUCGAAUGGAUCUUUGGGAUACAUGUGGGAAUGUCCGGAUUUUUUCGAAUUAGAUGGGAAAUUUAUUUUACUAAUGUCACCUCAAGGAGUCUCACCACAAGGAGACAGAUAUAAGAACUCACACCAGACAGGAUAUAUUAUUGGAAGUUUUGACUACGACACAUUUCAAUUUAUUCCCGAAGUUGAGUUUCAGGAAAUAGAUUAUGGUCAUGAUUUUUACGCAGCCACAACAACACAAGCGAACGGAAAACGAUAUCUGUUAGCUUGGUUUAGUAUGUGGGAUGUACCUUACCCUGAAGACGUCGACGGUUGGGCAGGUAUGAUGACUAUUACUAGAGAGCUUAACUUGGUCAAUAACAGAAUACUUAUGAAGCCAGUUUCUGAUAUGCUGAAUUUGAGGAAUGAAGUCGCUUUCAAGGAUGAAGUGAAGCCUGGACAAGUACACCAAUUCGGAAAAGCUGUGGAAAUAAUUAUUGAGAGCGACCUUUAUAACAAAAUUGAUUUGUUAUUAGAUGGUCAGGAAGGCGGAGGCAAAGUUUGGAUACGAUGGGACCCUGAUAUCGGUAAAGUUGUAGUCGAUAGAGGAUCUGGAGAUAUAAGACAAGUAGAAUGGAAACCUAUCGGUUCAACUACAUGGCGAAUAUUCUUGGAUAGCUGCAGCUUAGAACUGUUUUGUGGUGAAGGUGAGGUUGUGCUCAGUAGUAGAGUAUAUCCAUUGGGUGGAUGGAGAUUAAACAAUCAAAGUCCACAAACGAUACGAGUGGAGGCUUACAAUCUGCAAAGAAGUGUACCUGAAUAGUUAAUUUAUAAGAAUAUGAUGAAAAAAAUCAGUCAAAAUAUAUUCUGAAAUAUUUAAUAUGUAACUAAGUUUGAAUAAUAAAUAUAUGAUAAGUUGUAAAAUGUUACGUAGGUACGUAGAUCUCAUUGCGAAGACCAAUUUUUUCACUAAAAUAUAAAAACAAAAAAUCCAACGCUUUUAAUUAAAAAUGUAUAACGUUUUUAAUUAAACUAUUUGAGGAAAUCUCACUGGAGAUUAAUACAUAAAUUGAUAAAGUUUGAAACGAUAAAGCUGUCCUUUGUCAAUCAUUGUUCGACAGAGCUUUUGUUUAUUGUUUUGCAUUAUUUCCAAAUUGAAUUGAGCUCCCCUGUGAUGUGUUAUAUUGUGGACUUGAUUAAAAAUGUCGUUAUAAUAAAUUUAUUUACCUUUGUGAUAUA
This is a messenger RNA of Danaus plexippus (monarch butterfly), 2509 nucleotides long. It is a transcript of the gene Suc1, whose product is annotated as sucrose-6-phosphate hydrolase-like. Lineage: Eukaryota; Metazoa; Arthropoda; Insecta; Lepidoptera; Nymphalidae. The transcript has a single exon. Gene Ontology annotation, molecular function: beta-fructofuranosidase activity. Gene Ontology annotation, cellular component: cytoplasm. The coding region runs from base 624 to 2093 and encodes 489 amino acids. The record is from RefSeq and is a predicted model, not a curated record. Gene Ontology annotation, biological process: carbohydrate metabolic process.